AUGAAUAAUAUUUGUGUGGAUAUUUUAACACCAGUUUUCAAAUUUCCGUCAGACUUUAACAAGAGUGAAAUUGUAUCAAUAUGUAGAUCAAAUAUUGGCUUAGAUUUAGAAUUUGUGCCAAUAAAUAAUGAAAGAAUUGGAAUUAUUUUAAAAGAUUCAAAAUUUUCAAUGGAAUCAGUUGAAAUUAUAUAUAAAGAAAAUGUAUAUUUAAUGGAUAAAUUAGAAAGAUUACAACAAUCAUUAAAUGAUUUACAAGAGAAUUAUAUUAAUGAUCAAAAAACCAUUAAAAGUUUAAAAAAAGAAGUGUUCAUAUUGAAAAAGAUAGAGAGCGAUUUAACCAAUAGAUUAGAGAGUCAAAUUCAAAAUCAAAGGGAUUGUGAAUCAAAAACUGAUAAAUUAGUAAUUCAACUUCAACAACAAUUAACUGCAUCAAUUAAUAUGAUUAGGUCAAUAACUCAUGUUCAUCCAAAUAUUUUAGAUAAUGAAGAAUUUUUAACAAAUAUUAAUUGUCUUACAACUACUUAUAGUAGUAAUAGUAGUGGUAGUAGUACUUGUAAUAAUACUACCAAUAAUAAUAAUAAUAAUUUUAGUAAUAAUAAUAAUAAUAAUAAUAAUAAUAAUACUGGAAGUGGUGGUAGUGGUAGUAGCAGUAAUUCAAAUAGAUCAUCACCUUCACCUUCACCUUCUUUAUCUUCAAAUUUACAACAACAAAAUGUCAAUAAUUUAAAUCAUUUAUCAUCAUCACCACAAACCAAGCCAAUGCCUAUUGCAUCAUCAACUUCAUUAUCCUCAUCAUCAUUGGAUCCUUCAAAACCUGUAACUAUAAUAUUAAACAAUAAUAAUACUGUAAAUAGUCAUCAACAAGAUCAAUCAACUUGUAAUAAUAAGAUAUGUACAAUUUCACAAAAUGAAACCAAAACUACUACUACUACUGCUAAUAAUAAUAAUAAUAAUAAUAAUAAUAAUAAUAAUAAUAAUAAUAAUAAUAAUAAUAAUAAUAAUAAUAAUAAUAAUAAUAAUAAUAAUAAUAAUAAUAUUUCAAAUGUAUUUACAAAGCCAAUUGUAGCACAAAGAAGACAUUCAGCAUUUAGUUUAACAACAAAUUCAUCCUCUUCUUUUUCUUCUUAUUCAAGUUCAGUUAAAGAAAUUGAUAAAAUUAAGUACUUGAUUAGUCAAUAUAUUAAAAAUUGUAACAAUAGUACAAACAGACCUUAUUCAAAUAGAAAUCAUUAUAAUUUUAAAUUUGAUUCUACAAUUAUUUCAAAUAUAAAUCAAAAUUUCGAUCAUCAUCAUCAUCAUAGUAAUAGUAAUAAUAAUAAUAAACCAAAUAACUUUUCGCCUUCAACUAGUCCAUUAACAUCAAAUAUUAAUAUUGGUGGUUUAACAAGUAAUAUUAAUAAUAAUAUUAAUAAUAAUAAUAAAAGCGCUAAUCGACGUAAAAGACACAUGGUUAGAAGAAAUAGUAUUCAUGAUAUAACUUCAUUCAUUGGUAAAAAGAAAAGUGAUCAAGAUGAUUCAAAUGACCAUGAAGAGGAUGAUGAUGAUGAUGAAACAAAGUGUAGACAAUGUUCAUGUUUUUGUUUUAAUAAUAAGGGAAUAACUGAAUGGUUAUGUGUUUGUGGUCAUUCAAAUAUAUCCCAUUUAAAAUUAAAUUCAAAAAAAUCCUAUUCAACUUUUAAUACUUUAAAUUAA
Molecule: messenger RNA, 1692 nt
Organism: Dictyostelium discoideum AX4
Lineage: Eukaryota; Evosea; Eumycetozoa; Dictyosteliales; Dictyosteliaceae
Exons: 2
Coding region: 1-1692 (563 amino acids)
Source: RefSeq, a predicted model, not a curated record